Molecule: messenger RNA, 1122 nt
Organism: Aspergillus luchuensis
Lineage: Eukaryota; Fungi; Ascomycota; Eurotiomycetes; Eurotiales; Aspergillaceae
Exons: 2
Coding region: 1-1122 (373 amino acids)
Source: RefSeq, a predicted model, not a curated record
AUGGUUGAGGUCUGCGACAACCUGCUGUGCUGCGGAUCUAAGCGCCAUGGGGUAUUUGCCCAGAGCGGUCAAAUGUCUAAGUUAACCUUACUCGCUCUGAUCAAUACCAGAGUUCGUUUAGUCUGGUCUCUGAAACUGACCCACCUGGCCCGUGGUUCAAGGCUCCCUUCCCUCAUUGACACCAUCGCACAAGGUAGUAUUGACCUGUGGAACUCGGACAACCCCUGGGCAAUGAGGCAUGUUGACCGGUGGGCGACGUGGACAAGUCAUGGGGUGUUGUUGGAUCAAUGCGACGGCAUUCACUGGGGAAAGAAACCCAGGACAACGAAUCCUCCUCAUUUAAGUGUUUCCUGGUCUCCCCUCCUCUUUAUUGUAGCCUCGCAGUGCUGUACGUCUUCCGCAUGGCAGGCAAUACACGUACUGUAUCUGGAUCUUGCCAUUUGCGCCGGUUUCUGCAUGCGCAGUUCCCCCACUCACACCACGUUUUGCGAUUUCACUCCCGCUCCCCAUGGCCAAGAGACACUACCGGGCCUGGACUCCCGGCGAGGGACAGGACUAUCUAUCAUGGGUAGGGCGCCAUCUCCAUUUAACGUGGCCGGAGAGGGCUCGGAAAUACUCGAUCGAGCGCAAACCCAGAACGAAAGAAUCUCUGCGGACCAGAUACCGGCUUCUGGAGAAAGACAUAGGACGGCACCGCCGGCCGAUGUGCAAGACGCCAUCGCGGCUCAGACGUCGGAUCUCCAGGAGACAGGGCCGGCCGACGCAAAAUUUUGGUCUAGUCCUAUCUCGGUCAGCACCUCCACCCCUUCCGAGCAUCGUUCAGACGGCCCAGCCCCUCUAAGAAUGCGGAUGAUGAGGCCACCGGCCUCUACACGCGUCGCCCCCCGGCAGAAUCACGGUCAGACCGCACGGUCGACUCAGGGUCCGAAAUCGACCGUCCAGUCCCCAGCUAAAUGUGCGCACCGUCGCGGGUUUGAGACGCUUUGGGUUCGUAAAGGUCCGCGGGAUCGCCCCGGGGACGAGAAAAACAAUGGAAUGCCGUCGCGGUCGUUGAAUGCACCCUCCAAAAUCGAUCUGUUGUGGCGUUUAACAUACCACGUCUUCGGUCGCACGAGGCAGUAA